AUGGCAUCGAUAUACAGGAAGCUAAGCCAGUAUGCGGAUCACGCCGUGAAGGAAAGACCAGAAGAUGUAGUUCAAUGGCCUCAGCAUCUCGGAGAAGAAGCAAAGGGUGCGGUGGAUGUGGAGAUGUUGCGUACUGUGCGGGAUGACUUGCGAAGUGGGGAUGAUACGGAGUCUGGCUUGUGGAAGACUGUUGUAAUUGCAUGGGCGGCAGCGCUUUUGCUUGAGCUUUCGCAGGCGUGUGAUAAGGAGGAGGUGAGUGGUGUACGGGGUGAGAUAUUAGAAGACUGUGUGACAUUAUUGAGACCACCAGCAUUCUUUGGAAAAGAAAACUGGCAGACAGAUGAUAUUGCGACGUCACUAUCUCUACCAUUCCGAGCCCGAUCAAUAGCUCUCUUACACCUCCUCUCAAAGUCAAACCUCAACACCAUACCACUAUAUCCAGCCCACACUGCCAUCGCCCUCGCAACCUACACAUCCACCACUGAUCCCUGGACGUCCCCUUCAGCACACUCCAUAGCCCUCUCAACCCUAUCAUCCCACCCCAACCUCUUUGAAACAAGAGAAGUCCUGAUUGAUGGCAUCCUGCUGGAGUUCAUCAAACCCCUCUUCACCGCCCGAAAAACGCGACGAACCGAGGCUGUUUACGCAGAUUCCCUCUCUGAAGACGACAGAACACCAUGGUUAGUCGACCGUCCCGAGUCACUGACGAUCCUAGAAUGGAUUGUAACACGCCCCAUAUCCUUUAACACUCACUACCACCUCAUCGUCCCACCUAUCCUCGCCCUCCUCGACGUAGCCAACCCUCGGCAUAAACUCCGAGGUGUACGUGUCUUGCAAGAAAUGCUGAAUCGUGUUCCAAGGGAUAUGGUGGAGAAAACUGGGUUGGGCACAGUGUUUUGGGAUGCACUUAUGUUGUGUCUGACAUAUCUGCCCCCAAUGGUGCCCGCAGAUGUGUCGUUACCACUCUUGAGGGAAGCGUUUGGGGGCUUAAGGGAGUUGGCAGAGUUGCGCACGUUCAGUGUUGUGAACACGGAGGAGAAGGAGAGGAAGAGAGCGAAGGUGUUGGACGAGGUUAUGAGAAGUGGUGUGCUGAAAGGGAUGGUCUAUGCAGGUGACCAGGUUGAGGUCGCGGAGGUGUUGAUGACGGAGUUGGGGAUGCUGGUGGAGGCCAUGGGAAUUUGGAGCGUGAAGCAUCUCAAUAACGUCAUUCCGACAAUUCGGGACAUUCUCAUUCAUCCAUUUGCGUCGACACAUCAAAAGAGUCUGCUGGCAACACUUAAAACCUUGCAGACAGUUUUGCAAGUAGGAGAGCCAAGAAUAAUUGGGCAUCAUGUCGACCUUCUCAGGGGCAUAUGUGUGUGUUGGCAGAAUCUGGCUGACAAGAAGGAGGGACUAGAGGAGGUGAAGAGGGAGCUACGAGUCAUCUCAGUGAAAUUGAGAAGAGUGUGUGGAACAGUAAUUGAAGGAGACAUAGCGGCAUUGGUGGAGGCGGAUCCUGUGCUAGAGGGUUUGUUCAGGGCGUGA
This is a messenger RNA of Saitoella complicata NRRL Y-17804, 1524 nucleotides long. RefSeq lists its product as uncharacterized. Gene Ontology annotation, cellular component: cytosol; nucleoplasm; centrosome. The coding region runs from base 1 to 1524 and encodes 507 amino acids. NCBI's taxonomy places the organism in Eukaryota, Fungi, Ascomycota, Saitoellomycetes, Saitoellales, Saitoellaceae. The record is from RefSeq and is a predicted model, not a curated record. The transcript has 4 exons.